AUGGUCCGUUUCGUGACUGCUCUCCUGGCCCUGUCGGCAACCGCUUUGGCUACCACCACGUGCAGCUCCAGCAGCCAGUGCCCGGAAGACAAGCCCUGUUGCUCCCAAUAUGGCGAGUGCGGUACUGGCGCAUACUGCCUCGGCGGUUGCGACAUCCAGUCCUCCUACUCUAUCGAGUCAUGCGCUCCCAUGCCGGUCUGUGAAAGCAAGAGCUACACCUGGGAAAACCUCGACAACUCCAUCUUGAACACCAAGUACCUCGGAAAUGCCAGCGCCGCCGAUUGGACCUACAGCGGUUACCCCAAGAUUGAGAACAGCUCCCUUCUCAUGACCAUGCCCAAGGAGUCCGUCGGAACUCUUUUCGCCAACAACCACUACAUCUGGUACGGCAAGGUCUCCGGAAAGAUCAAGUCCAGCCGUGGCAAGGGUGUCGUUACCGCUUUCAUCCUGCUGUCCGAUGUCAAGGACGAGAUUGACUACGAGUGGGUUGGUGCCGACCUCACUGCUGUGCAGACCAACUACUACUGGCAGGGUGUUCUUGACUGGCACAACAGCGCCAACGCCUCCGUGAGCGGCGAGGACACCUUCGAUGACUGGCACACCUACGAGAUCGACUGGCAGCCCGACCAGCUGCAGUGGAUCAUUGACGGCACCGUUAUGCGCACUGUCAAGAAGUCCGAUACCUACAACUCCACCUCCAAGCAAUACCAGUACCCCCAGACCCCCUCCCGCCUGCAGAUGUCUCUCUGGCCCGCCGGUCAGUCCAGCAACGCCGCCGGUACUAUCGCCUGGGCUGGUGGUGAGAUUGACUGGGACAGCGAGGAUAUCAAGGAUACCGGUUACUACUACGCUACCAUCGGUCAGAUCGAUGUCACUUGCUAUUCUCUUCCCGACGGAACCACUACCACCGGCAACAACUCUUACGUUUACACCUCCAGCAACGCUAUGGAGACCGAUGUCGAGGUCACCGGUAACUCCACUGUUCUCGGCUCCCUGGGUGCUACCGGUCUGGACAUGACCCUUGGUGCCGGCUCUAGCUCCGCCUCCAGCACCAGCAACAGCACCGACAGCGUCCCUACCAACUCCUCCGGUGGCUCCGGUCAACAGGGUCAGAGCACUGGAACCACCUCAUCAGACGCUGACACCUCCGCCACCACCACCUCCAGCUCCUUCAGCCAGGGCACCACCAGCAACAGCGGAGCUGCCAACCAGAACGAGCGCGUUAUGCGCGGCUCCUUCUUCGCCGUCCUGGUCGCGGUUGUGGCUCUUGUUGCGCUCUAA
Messenger RNA from Penicillium pulvis, 1281 nucleotides. It is a transcript of the gene utr2, whose product is annotated as putative cell wall glucanase (Utr2). The record is from RefSeq and is a predicted model, not a curated record. Gene Ontology annotation, biological process: carbohydrate metabolic process; fungal-type cell wall organization. Gene Ontology annotation, cellular component: fungal-type cell wall. Gene Ontology annotation, molecular function: hydrolase activity, hydrolyzing O-glycosyl compounds; glycosyltransferase activity; chitin binding. Lineage: Eukaryota; Fungi; Ascomycota; Eurotiomycetes; Eurotiales; Aspergillaceae. The transcript is spliced from 3 exons. Bases 1 to 1281 code for a protein of 426 amino acids.